Ctenopharyngodon idella (grass carp) is the source of this 1165-nucleotide messenger RNA. RefSeq lists its product as uncharacterized. The transcript is spliced from 8 exons. The record is from RefSeq and is a predicted model, not a curated record. Bases 217 to 843 code for a protein of 208 amino acids. Lineage: Eukaryota; Metazoa; Chordata; Actinopteri; Cypriniformes; Xenocyprididae.
AUAGUAACUAAUUAUUAUAAUAAUACAAUAAUGACGAAACAAAUUAAGGCUUUUAGCGGGUAGUGCAUUUCGUAACAUUCACAAUCACAGCAACUGAUUGCAGGCAGCAGUUGGGGAAAGCCGAACGCGUGCACGCGCCAUACCUGAAGACUACAACAAAGUUAGCUAACGGAACACGCAAGGCCACAACUACCCAGACCACCACAAGAAGGAAGCAUGGCCACUAUUAGAUUCGGCAGCAGCGUCGGUCCGUCUGGAGUAAACUCUGAAAAUCAGAGCUGGAAUGAAGAGAGCGCUUAUGGUGAAGACACUCACACUGAUGAUGCCAGUGACCCCAACAGGAUUGUCCAGUGCCCAUAUGACAAAAAUCACCAGAUCAGAGCCUCUCGCUUCCCUUUUCAUGUUCUCAAGUGCAGGAAGAACCACCCCAAACUGGCUGGGGAACUGAAGACUUGCCCCUUCAAUGCCAGACACUUGAUUCCCAAGCACGAGUUGUCUCAUCACAUAACAAACUGCGAGGACAAGAGGUCACUGAGCGCUGAAGAUGGGAAUAUAGAGGUACUGGAGAAGUUCCAGGUGCCCGUUAACACCUGGACAAACCCUUCACCCAAUGAGGACUGGGAAACAGAGACUGAUGAUAAUGCUGCUAUGUUUGUCUGGGGUGAAUCCAACAAUCAGCUUGCUCAAAACAAGCCAGAGCCAUCUACCACCAUCAGUUUAUCCGAUGGACUACGAGCACCACGGACUCUGCCAUGGAAACUCUGUAAGCACUCAAAUGCUCUAAAUUUUAACCAGAGGAUAUGUCACCACUGGACGGACUUCACUGGGAAAUCUUACUUUUAAAAUACUUUAAGCCCUGUGUGAUUUUUCUAGCUUAACUUGUUUAAAGUCUACUUAUCUUUUAAAGCUUUUAAUUUUGAAGUGCUGUGAAAUAUUUCCCUUUUCCUAUUUUCUGAAAGCUAAUGCACGUCUGUAACUGGCUGUGGUCCAUGUGUAGAGACACUCCUUAUUAAACCUAGCGUUUCAGUAGCAUUUAAUCUUUCAAAGGAGAAACCAUCAGUAUUAAUCUUUCUGGACUAUUUGCUUAGACUCCUUUGCAUUUUGUGGAAGUGGUAACCUUCAAUCUUGACCUGUAUGAUUCAUUAAAGCUUUCUUUAAGUGCAAA